Messenger RNA from Amphibalanus amphitrite, 3186 nucleotides. Its product is annotated as zinc transporter ZIP11-like. The coding region runs from base 56 to 1048 and encodes 330 amino acids. Lineage: Eukaryota; Metazoa; Arthropoda; Thecostraca; Balanomorpha; Balanidae. Gene Ontology annotation, cellular component: membrane. The record is from RefSeq and is a predicted model, not a curated record. Gene Ontology annotation, biological process: zinc ion transmembrane transport. Gene Ontology annotation, molecular function: zinc ion transmembrane transporter activity. The transcript has 8 exons.
UCAGAGCAGCAUUCAGCAAAUAAUCAAGUCACCUAGACUUGAGAAAUCUGGUGCCAUGAUUGCUGGAGUCUCGCCCCUCGGCCAGACAUUUCUGGGCACCCUUUUCACAUGGGGUGUCACAGCUCUGGGCGCUGGACUAGUCUUUGUACUGUCUGGAUCACAUCAUGAUGUCCUGGACGCCAGCCUAGGGUUUGCAGCUGGCGUGAUGACAGCAGCUUCGUUCUGGUCCCUCCUGGAGCCAGCCCUGCAGAUGGCAGAGACAUCUGGCGGAUACGGCGCGAACGGAGAGUUCGCGUUUCUGCCGGUGGCGGUGGGCUUCCUGGCGGGCGCCAUGUUUGUUUCGGGAGCCGAUGUUAUGAUGAAGAGAUUUGGAGUGGAUUCGUCUUCGCUGAUGCUAGCAUCUUUGGAUGACGGUGAAAGAGAACAUCGCAGCCGACGACGAAUGGACAGUGAACGGGGCGAGGAUCUUAUCGAAAACAGCGGCAUGUUGUCAGAUGGCCUGCGUCAGCGCCGUACUCUGGGGAAAGGGAACGGCGACGGCGCGUCUGCCGGUCUGGAUAGCCGGGAGGAGGAGGACCUGUCGGCUCGCUGGAGACGCAUUCUGCUCCUGAUCAUCGCCAUCACAGUGCAUAAUAUCCCCGAGGGACUGGCGGUCGGUGUUGGGUUCGCCGCUGCCGGGAAGACGGCGGGCGCCACCUUCGAGAAGGCCAGGAAUCUAGCGGUCGGUAUCGGCAUUCAGAAUUUCCCUGAGGGACUGGCGGUCAGCCUACCCCUGCGAGGGGCGGGCAUGUCCAGCCGGCAGGCCUUCUGGUACGGGCAGCUGAGCGGUAUGGUGGAGCCAGCCGCCGGAAUGCUAGGAGCCGUAGCCGUCUCACUCGCCGAGCCGCUACUACCGUAUGCUCUCAGUUUCGCCGCUGGAGCCAUGAUAUACGUGGUGUUUGACGAUAUUGUGCCCGAGGCGCAGACGCGCGGGAACGGUCGCCUGGCCUCGUGGGCUGCCAUCGUCGGUUUCCUCAUCAUGAUGUGUCUGGAUGUCGGCCUCGGCUAGCGGUGACCACAGCUGCCUCGUCAUCUGCUGGAGCAUGAUGUCCUGGGAUGGACUUAAGGUUACCUCGCCAUACGGCCUCUACAUAAAGGGCGGCUAGUUGGGUGUGAAGACGUUGAAAAAAGACCUUGGGCUCCCAAGGGAUGAUGUCCAGUUGUGGGGAUGAAGUGGGAAUAGUUUGGGAAAGUUUGAAAGAACGUGAAGUUGGUUUUGGUUUGUGACUUUUAGUUGUGUGACGAAUGGUGCUUAUGUGCCUACCUUAUUCUUAAUGCCUGCAUUUGCGGGAGCUGGUUUUGGAAAGGCCGCAAGCGAUCAUUCGUUGGCUUCAUAUUACAUGAUAAGACCUCUUGCGAUGCACGCAGUGCUAGUGACCAAAAAGCUUGAUCUGGAAAUGCCACUUGAUGUGAGAAUCAAUUAGUUGAGGAAAAUAAUCGGAUGACUCAAAACACCACGACUAUUUCGUCCUUUCAAUAAUUACGUCAAUGGAGAAAAUUUUGUCUCCAAGUGGAUAUGACAUAAUAUCAUUGAUUUGAUGGAACCAUCCAUUCUUCUUGCAACGAUUUUAAAUGAGUUUACUUUCAUGAAUGUAAACAUUCUGCAAAACAGAUCUCAUCGGAACAAAACAUUUCCCACCUAAUCACUGCUGCUCGGGUCCAGCUAUGUAUAAUUUGCGGGAAGCUAUUUACAAUGAUGCGUCACUGUUGUCCUUCUUGACUUAUAAUGUUGAGAAAAUCAUUGCCCUGUUUCACCGUUGAUAGCAGCACGCUACUAUGAAAUUGCGCGAGCUGACGUAAUGUGAUGACGUCACACUAAUGAUGUUUCGUGUAAUCCGUGAGCUUUUUCAUAGCUACGUUUGGAACAGAGUUGCUGUCUCCUUGAAUGCGUUUGAUACAUUUAUUUGAUCGCACGGCCGUGAAGAUGUUAGCAGCAAUAUUUGAUGACAUCGCACAGUUUGACGACGCCAUGGUUUGUUGAUGUUUCCAUGGAAACCUAAUUUGACACGUGUGAUUUGCAAUUUGCAGCGUGCUGCUAUCACCGAUGAAACAGGGCCCCGGUUUGUUAACAAUCUAGGUGCUUGUCAUUCUGGGGCGUCGUAGUGUUACGGAAGCCCAUUUCAUGUUUGUGUGGUGCUUGCCAGUUUCGCCAUUCCUAGUGCGAAUUGCAUGUAUUCCUUUUGCAAUAAUUCACCCAAAGUUUGUGCUUUGAAACUCUUCCAAACUUCAUCCCUUGUUCAUCCUGUAUUUAGGGCCUUGGUUCAUCCCAAGUUUAUCCCUUGAAUCUGUUCAUUUAACUAUGGCCUGUCGCUUCAAGUGCGUUGCUGAAAAAUUCCACGUGGAAUUUUUAGGAAGUAUACCCUGACAAUUUUCAAAUUUUUCCAAAGGAUUCGUCUCGUGUGGUAUAUAUUUGGAACUGUAACUUGGAAAUGUAUGCCAUCGUUAAAUCCGUUAAAUAGGCAGAGUAUAGUGUGGUUGGCUGCAAUUUUGUGUGGGGAUGGAAUGUUAUUUCCGAAUUACAUUGUGUUUCGCCUGCGUGUUUGGUAGAAUAGGAUGCUGUUUAUUUUGCUGUGAUAUAAAAUGAUAAGUUGGCUCUUGUGGAAAAGUUCUAGACGCUUCUUAGUGUGAACUGAGAGUGGAAGCACCGUGCCUUUGCGUGUUUACAAAAUAUUGAUAUCGCUACAUUCCAAGUGUCCUUACUGUUGGCAACAUCCAUAAGGCCUUUGUUCACACGGAUGUGAAACGUUAUUGCACAUAUUUCUUAUUCUUUGUAUGACAAAUUGUUUUUGAUUUGAGUUACCCGAAGGUAGACGUCUCAACUCAACUUCAUCACAAGUUUUAUUUCAUUCGAGGUGCAAUAUUUGAUGUACUACAAUAUUGUAUUGACAUGCAUAGCAUGUAAGCAAUGGUUAAAAAGUAAUGGUUUUUCGAUGAGGUGUUGAUGAUUUCAUCUCACUUUCGGCUUGCUUUUCGCUUUAUGCUAAUCAUUGUUACCAUUAUCGUUAAAGUCGUGUGAGAGUCUUACGAGGUGAACGUUAUUCCAAGAUUACAAGGUGCUCAUUGGCCAUGCGUAUGCGAUGUGUUCUUACUAGUGGACAUACCAAUCAACUGUGCCAGAUAUGACAAAAUACACAGACAACGAAUCAA